AUGGAAGCUGAUGGUUCGUCUCAGCCAAGUAGGGCACCAAUACAGACCAUGUCUAUUGGCCACACAGCGGCAAAGGGAAAUAAUUCUUCUUCUUUCCGAGACAGUCAGCAUUCAUCUGCCCCAAAACGUCGACCGAAAUUGCCGAAACGUAAACGGGGCAAGACCCACGGUGGUACUAGUCAGCAGCUUCUUUCCAGCGAUGGCGUACAUCAACAGCCAUCUCGAGACUUGGUCGCGACGCGAGCAAGUGGUGAUGCAAGGAAAGAGAGACGCGCUAGAAAGGAUGCAUUCAAGGAAUUACAGCGAGACAAAGAAUCCAAAAAUUUGGAAUCCCCAAAGGCUCCAAACCCAGGAUCUGAUCAGGUGUUUUUGUCGCUAGACCAGGUCAUGAACUUAGGGCUACGGACUUCAGUCGCACCUCCGCAACAAAUUUUACAUUGGUGUGCUUUGACACCAGUCCCACUUCAGGCUGAAGAAGAUGCAGUCAAGAUACUAAUACAUUGGGGGAAAAGCGAACGAGGAAUGAUGAAAGAUCAGCCGAGCUUUCGUUUGCAGCAGGUCACGCGGAUGUGCCGACGAAAUGGAAUGCAGCUCUCACAAGCGCUCUCAUUGCGCCGACAACACAUGCAAAAGAUGCAUUACUUAAAUAUUGAAAAAUUAGGUUUGGGUACAGAAAAUGACGUAAAAGCUGCAGCUGAUUGCUUUGAAGAAGCUGUUGAAUCGACUUUGCGGAAAUUGAACAUUCCGAUAUGGACGGAAAAGGAGCAGAGGCUUCACUUCAAAAAUCUCAAUAUAAGAGGUCCAUCCCCACCAACUCCAGACUUCAUUUUUCGAAACAAAGUGAUUCUACGGAAAUCGAGUGGUUCGGGUGCGAACCGACAUAUUGUGGAUGAGCUAGUCAUUCAUUGGAUAGAGGUCAAAAUGUUCUACGGAGCUUCCACAAUUCCAAACGACAAUCGCAGUGCCGUAGGGAAACUCCUGAAAACCGCCAAGAAAUACAACACCGCUUACGGACCAGGCGCUCUGCUUUUCAUGUACGGUUGCGGUGACCGUCUUGCAGCCGAUCUGGCAAAGGAAGGCGUCAUUGUACUCGACUGCAGUGGAGGCAUGGUUGACCUUGAGCUCGUUUAUGCUCAACUGCGUACGUGGUGUGCCAAUAAAAAUGGCGACAUUCUUCCGUAA
Phaeodactylum tricornutum CCAP 1055/1 is the source of this 1182-nucleotide messenger RNA. RefSeq lists its product with no specific name. The record is from RefSeq and is a predicted model, not a curated record. Bases 1 to 1182 code for a protein of 393 amino acids. Lineage: Eukaryota; Bacillariophyta; Bacillariophyceae; Surirellales; Neidiaceae. The transcript has a single exon.